AUGAGUGAAUAUUAUCACCAUCUUCUCUCGUCCAUGUCAGGUGCUGGACAAAUCAGCAGUCCGCAGGAUGCCCCACAGCAAGCAACAUCGGCGACCAGUGUAGGAGGCGGAACUAGCAUCGCCGGCUCAUACCAAAACCUGGGAUAUUUCACGGGGUUCCCGGAGCCUAUAAUGUUCAACAGUGUCCCCAAGGCUUCAAGAAGUCGUCGAAAAUCAGCACAAGGUGUAGACCACGUCAAACAUCGUCGCACUAGAUCUGGAUGCUAUACUUGCAGGAAUAGGCGAGUAAAGUGCGACGAGACACAUCCAAUCUGUGAUAGAUGCCGCAAAGGAAAACGUGAAUGCGUCUACCCAACCGAUUCGACAACGACUCAGUCAUCCACAUCGUCGACCAAGGAUGCAUCAGGUACUAGCCAGCUUAAUAGUCCUGCCUCGUCCCACGACGAUCGCGAAGACCAUGAAGACGACAAUGACCAUGAGUUCAAACUGGAUACGAUAAUAGACGAGGAGGAACCGGGUGAAUCAACUCCUUCAGCACAGUCCAAGCCAAGAUCUUCAGCUCGCCGAGCGAGCGCCGCCUCGAAAUUACACAAGAUAAUAACAUCAGGUGGUCGGCAAGGGUCAGAAACACCAUCCCUCGAAGGCACUAAAGUCUCUUCGCCAGCCACGUCCACAGGCACAGCCAGCGUGACUCCGGCAGCAUAUAAUUUUCCUGAGCUGACCGGCCUUGGGAGCAGUGAGCGGCCGGAAUGGGCACAUCUGUCCCAAGAUGUGCGCUUUUACCUGGGCUACUUUUGUGAGCAUCUAACCAAUUACCACUACGGCAUUCUCACGGACGCGCAUGACUUUUUCCGGAGCAUACUUCCAGCUCUUGCGCUCGAGAACGAAGCCCUUCUGUACGCCGUCGUGGGGUUUGCCGCCUAUCACUGUACUCUUCGAAACCCUCGCGGAAAGGUGCACCAGUUCCUCCAAUACUACAACAAGAGUGUUACAAUUCUACUCGGCUUUCUCAAGCGCAAAGAGGAACACAGCCCCGCAACCCUACUGACGAUUCUGCAACUGGCAACAAUAGAGGAAUAUCUUGGUGAUUGGAUCAACCUAAUGGGACACCAGCGAGCAGCAUACGAGAUUCUCACCAAGCUGUACACUCCGCAGUCGAUAAUCGAAACCCCAACUGGUCGGACCAUCUUGUCAUGGUAUAACAGAUACGACGUCUUUGUCGGCUUGAUGGGUGGCUUUGCAGCGGCUCUACCAGAAGAUUGGUUCGCAUCCCUGGUAUCCUAUUAUCAGUCCAUGUCACUACAGGAUCCCGCGAACCCGGUUUGGAAAAUCGAGGAGUGCUCAGCACGUCUACGUCUUCUUUCGAGAGAAGUGUCUCUGUUGGUGGGAAAGCAAUCUUCGACCCCUGAUCAAAGCUACUUGGACCAACAUGCCAGUAUAUCUCAGCGGCUUGGAGCAUGGAGGGACGGGUGGGACCCUGCGCUCUCUGACCCAGCUUAUUUGGUUCAAGACCUCGGCGAACGGGCGGCCGAGAGACCUGACAGCAUCUUUGAUGCUUCGGCACCCGGGAGUUUAUACCAGGGUCCAUUAUUCCCUGUGACACUACUCUCAUGCGAGUGGCAUACUGUGGUCAUUCUUCACGAAUGCCAAAGGGCUGACAUACCGACGCAAGACGACGGAACUGAAGAACUUCAAGCUCGGCUUUCAGAGCAAGCCUUUGCCAUCUGCCGCAUCGUCGAGUCGAUCGAGCUGUGGCCUUCCAGUCCUCGAGGCAGCCUGAUACUAACACAAGCCUGCUUGGCCCUUGCGGCGUUAUUCUUGCCACACGAUGCGAAGCACCAAAUAUGGAUUCGCCGCAAGUUUGCCUUGCUGGAAGCAUUAGGAUGCAUAUUUCCCCUGGGCAUGCGGAACAUGAUGGCCGAGCUUUUUGAAGAUGCCACCUGCGUCAGGUGGUGGCUUCCCAACAACGAAGGAUUCAGCCCCGUGCUGCAGGCCGUUCGCGCCUUUGCCGACGAACGAAACGCGACAGCGGUCUCGGCGCAAUCCGAGAACGCGCCUGAUGUCAGGCACAUAUUCUCAAAGCUCCACCUAAGCGGGCUGGUCAGGAGAGGCUCUUCCACGACCCUUGCCGAGACCCAUUCCCCAACAUCGACCGGCGAAGGGAGGAGCAAGGGCAAAGGAAAGGCUUGA
Pyricularia pennisetigena is the source of this 2190-nucleotide messenger RNA. RefSeq lists its product as uncharacterized. Gene Ontology annotation, molecular function: DNA-binding transcription factor activity, RNA polymerase II-specific; transcription cis-regulatory region binding; zinc ion binding. The coding region runs from base 1 to 2190 and encodes 729 amino acids. The record is from RefSeq and is a predicted model, not a curated record. Gene Ontology annotation, biological process: positive regulation of transcription by RNA polymerase II. The transcript has 5 exons. Lineage: Eukaryota; Fungi; Ascomycota; Sordariomycetes; Magnaporthales; Pyriculariaceae. Gene Ontology annotation, cellular component: nucleus.